UGGCCUCGCCAUCUGGUCCCAGAUAAGAUAAGGGUAGGGAUCAGCACUAUAAAUAGGCCCCCAUUCUCCCUCUGGCCCAGGCUGCAGCUAGCUGAGCCCAGGACAGCUCAGGAGCAGCAUGGCCGUCCGUCUGUGUGUGGUUGCCCUGGCCUUGGCUGCCCUCCUCAUUGUGGACAGGGAAGUGCCAGUAUCCGCAGAAGAGUUUGUCUUCUCCAGAAUGCCCAUCUGUGAUCAUAUGAAGGAAUCUCCAAAAUGUCCCCAGACACUCAACCUGGUCUGCGGCACUGACGGGAUCACGUAUGACAAUGAAUGCCAGCUUUGCUUAGUCCGGAUAAAAACCAAACAGGACAUCCAGAUCAUGAAGGAUGGCAAAUGCUGAUCCCACAGGAACCUAAGCCAUGAAGCUUCAGGCUGGAGAACAGUGGUGGGAGUGGAAAGGAUGUGACAUGAAAUAAAAGAUCCAGCCCAACCUGGUCAAGUGGGCCAGUAUCUUUGGGGACUCUGGGGAGGUGGUUGUGGAGGCGGUAUGAUGGAACUGGCCCCAUCCUCCUUACUCUGAAUUAACAUCCUCUCCAUCGCUCCAGUGCUCAACUCUGUCACACAUCCCCCUAGAGAUCCCAGGUAUGUUUUUCCUUUCUGAGGUCAGGGUUCUAAGAGGCCAGCCCCUGGCCUUAGGACUCUCUCUGCCCAGUGCUCUUGUGUGACUGAGGUCAAGAACCUAGGUGAGAUCUGUACCUUCUGCCACUGCCAGGGUGCUUGGCCCAGCAUCAGAAGCCUUUGUGAGGGUCCCACAACCCCUCAUGGCUUUCUCUCUGGCUAACCCAGCACCGCAAAUUCUCUCUCUCUCUCUCUCACACACACACACACACACACACAACCAAGGCUGAUAUCCAAGUAAUGCACACAGUACAACAGAACUGCUCGUUAAAAUACUGAAAUAGGUGUGUAACAGUUGAAACAGGUGUUGUCCCAAGCCCUUGAUGGCCCCCUCCUGCACCCUGCCCACCCACAGCAGGAUGACUCCAGGCUCGGCUUUCUUUUGGUCAGUGUCCACUCCUACUGGCCGUUAAAUAUGCUGACAUUAGACGCAGUCCCAGGCACACACAGCACACACGCACUCACACAACAGUCCAUAGGAACACACAGCGUGCAGAAAUCUGCCCACAGAGCCCUGGCCUACGGUAUAUGUCAAGUGCCCACUCUUUAGGUCAAAGCCUACAGAAGGAAACGCUUGAUAAUGGUGGUGGGGGAAGAGUGUGGAGGGACCUGGCCAGAUGGGAGCAUUUUCACACAGGAAAACGAAUGCCAAGGUUUAAAAGGAAAAGUGGGGACAAGGAAGGCAGGAACCGACAUUCCCUGAACCACAGAAAUGGGAACCUAAGCAGGAACUGCUGCUGAUAGAUUCACAACUAUUAUAGGGACUGGGAGGUCAUCUACAGGCCCUUCCAUUGCUACUGACAACAGAAUCUCAUUUCCCACCUGCAUAUGAAUAAUGUAAGAUUAAUUUUGGCUGCCAGAGACUGAAAAGCUGAGAUAACUGCAGCUUAAACAGAAGUUCACUUCUUUCACAUAGACCUGUCUAGUAAGCCAAUCCCAUGCUCCUUCUAUAUUUACUCUGCCUUCCUCAUCAGUUUCUACCUCAAGGUCCAA
Phyllostomus discolor (pale spear-nosed bat) is the source of this 1650-nucleotide messenger RNA. RefSeq names its product serine peptidase inhibitor Kazal type 4 (gene SPINK4). The transcript is spliced from 4 exons. Bases 119 to 379 code for a protein of 86 amino acids. Gene Ontology annotation, molecular function: serine-type endopeptidase inhibitor activity; protein binding. Lineage: Eukaryota; Metazoa; Chordata; Mammalia; Chiroptera; Phyllostomidae. The record is from RefSeq and is a predicted model, not a curated record.